Messenger RNA from Oncorhynchus keta (chum salmon), 2272 nucleotides. RefSeq names its product mitochondrial Rho GTPase 1-A-like. The transcript has 8 exons. Bases 259 to 717 code for a protein of 152 amino acids. NCBI's taxonomy places the organism in Eukaryota, Metazoa, Chordata, Actinopteri, Salmoniformes, Salmonidae. The record is from RefSeq and is a predicted model, not a curated record.
UCGUAACAUUCUUUUUGUGUGCAGACUAAUAAUAUAAAUGUCAACCUCAGCAGCUACGCUUUAUGUCUGAGAGGUUAACUCUUUCAAAGGACCCGUUUGGGUCCAGGGCAUUUACUAGGUUUAUGUUGGUGAAGCGCAACUGGGAAAAUGCAAACGUAAGCCAGGCCACAUAGCGGAACGCUAGCUGUAUUAAACCACACGAGAACAUAAAUGAUUUCAUGAACGCAUUUGCAGAUUUGGUCUUCAGCAGUGGUGAAGAUGAGGAAGGACGGACGUCAGAAUAUUACUGGUGGGAGAGCCCAAGGUGGGGGAGACUUCCCUGAUCAUGUCGCUGGUCAGCGAGGAGUUCCCACAGGUGAUGUCGCAUCCAAGGAUAUGGACACUGAACCUGACACAGGAAAUGAAGCAGAGACCUUCAACCAUGACACAGUGACGAGGGACAAGAAGAUUGACCUGCAGAAGAAGCAGACCCAGCGCAGUGUGUUCCGCUGUAACGUCUUCGGGGACAGCGGCAGUGGCAAGAGUGGCUUCCUGCAAGCCUUCCUCGGAAGAAACCUCACGGUCCACGAGGUCUUCCCAGACUUUGACGUCCUCUCGGACGCUGACCAGGCUUGUGACAUUGUGUGUCUGGCGUACGACGCCAGCAACCCCCACUCGUUCGAGUACUGCGCCAGAGUCUUCAAGCAAUACUUCAGGACACCAAGACGCCGUGCAUGAUGAUCGCAGCCAAGUCGGACCUCCAGGAGACCAAGCAGCUAUACGCCCUCACCCCUCUGGAGUUCUGUAGGAAGCACAAGAUGCCCCCUCCACAGGCCUUCACCUGCAACACGGCAGACGCACCCUGCAAAGACAUCUACACCAAACUCACCACCAUGGCCAUGCACCCGUGGUCAUGCUCGGCUGCGCUGUAUGUGUACCUGUAACAGGUGCACCUUCUGCCACCUGCAGAACUUCAUCAACUCAGAGCUGGUGCAGACAGUGAAGGCCAAGCUCUACACCGCCAUUCUCUCAGACAUGUGACACAGGCUGACCUGAAGAGCGCCACCUUCUGGUUGAGAGUGAGCGUGGGAGCCACCGUGUUUGCCGUGCUGGGCUUCGCCAUGUACAGAGUGCUGCUCAAACAACGGUGAUCCAAUGUAAACCCAACCUUUGCGAGACUUGUACCCAAAUCUUUUUGUGCUGUUUUGCCAACUACUAUGGUGUAUGGAGUGAAUCCUAGCUUCCAGUUAAGUUGAAUUUACACUUAGUCUCCCAUUGACAUCAAUACAUGACUAAGUGAAAAUUCAACUUAAGUGCAAGUUCUGGAUCUGCCCCAUAGGCAAUAGGAGAUGGCAGGACAGCACAGACAGAUCUGGGACCAGGCUAAACCUGGCACCCUCUCCCAAUAAAUAUCUCUCUAAGAUCAUAAAAGAUCCAGUAUGUCCCCCAUGUGAUGAGGGGGAAAAAAGCAAAUGUUAUUUAGUUUUAUACCUAGAGAUUUCACAAGAAAAUGACUGCUAUUGUUCUUUAUUUUGGCUUCUGCCAAAGUAAGGGGAGUGAAAUGAGUAUGCAAAAUAACCAAUACCAUACACAAAAAUAUAUGCUUUAAAACAAGCACUGAAACAAUGUGGAAAUAAUGUAUAUAUAACUGCUUGUAUAUUUGUUUCCCCUUGAACAAACGGGACGUUAUGAAGUUCAAAUGCUGACUCUAUAAUGGCACAACAAAGCCACAUUCAAUGCUAUAAAGGCAUUAGCUUUCCAUCAUGCAUUUAGUAUUUUCAAAUGGUCUCAAACCAGUUCAAGUAAAGGCUGUUCUACUGUUAUUAAAAUGUUGUUCUUUAGUUUGCCUUCCAGGGUCAGAAGCUCGGUGGCACACUUACAAAUUUAUAAGGCUGAAUCAGCCCAUAUUCAAUCAAUGGAUGUUCCGUAUGGGAUGAUACUUUUUGGGUGUCUGCGCCUUACCGCUAGAACUCAGUAAGGCAGAAGUAGCCUCUGUAGCUCACCCAUGGCUUCCUGUAUGGGUAUGGACCACCCAGGCGGUGUGUGUGUUGGGCAUGCACGUCAAGUCAAAUUGUGUGUGUUGUACAGUUAUUGUAUUUGCAUGCUUUGUUUUUUCUGAUCAUCCUCCAAUAUUAUAAUAUCAAAUAUACUGUUAUUAUGAAGCUAACAUUCUUCUCAAUGGUAUUAUUCCAAUUAUCCAAAUGUUAUCCAGCACCCCCAACUCCCAGAACAUUAGGACAAUUGUGUUUCACGUUUGCCUUUCCAAUGUUUAUAAUAAAUACAUCUACUUUAA